Sporothrix schenckii 1099-18 is the source of this 1812-nucleotide messenger RNA. RefSeq names its product nuclear GTP-binding protein. The transcript is spliced from 2 exons. Bases 1 to 1812 code for a protein of 603 amino acids. Lineage: Eukaryota; Fungi; Ascomycota; Sordariomycetes; Ophiostomatales; Ophiostomataceae. Gene Ontology annotation, molecular function: GTP binding. Gene Ontology annotation, cellular component: nucleolus. The record is from RefSeq and is a predicted model, not a curated record.
AUGGCCGGUACUAUAAACAAGCCCAAGAAGCCCAAGAGCAAGCGGCAGCCCGUCCGCCUCCGGCACAAGAUCGAGAAGGCCGCCGCGGCCAAGCAAAAGAAAGACAGAAAGCUCGCAAAGAAGAACCCGGAAUGGCGGUCUAAGCUGAAAAAGGACCCGGGUAUCCCCAACCUAUUCCCCUACAAGGAGAAGCUUCUGCACCAGAUCGAGGAGACCCGUCUCCGGAAACUUGAGGAGACAAAGCGGAGACGAGAGCUCGCCAAGGCUGCCCGGACGGGCAACACGGCCGACGACAACGAGGACGAGAUGGUGGAUGACGAUGUCGAGGGCGACGAGAACGACGACGAGGAUGACGGUGACAUGGAUGUUGAGGACGACGAGCCGGUUGAUGAGUCGAACCCUAUGGCCGCCCUUCUCGCGAGCGCACGCGCCGCCGCCCGCAAGUACAAAAACAAGCGGCGAGAGGACCCUGACUACGAGGAAGGUGAUAGCAUGGACGACGGCGAAGACUUUGGCGACGAGGACGACGAGGACGAGGACGACUUUAGCAAUGGCCACGUCAUUGAGGUGCCCGGCGGUGCCACUUCCCGCAAGGCCUACGACAAGGUCUUCAAGUCCGUUGUUGAGCAGGCUGACGUCGUGCUGUACGUACUGGACGCGCGCGACCCCGAGGGCACGCGUUCGCGCGACGUCGAGCGUGCUGUCCUGGCUGCAGCCGGCGGCGAGGCUGGCAAGCGUCUCAUCCUGAUCCUCAAUAAGGUCGACUUGGUGCCCCCACCCGUGCUGCACGCCUGGCUCACGCACCUGCGUGGCUCGUUCCCGACACUGCCGCUGCGCGCCUCCAGCCCUGCGCCCAACGCGCACACCUUCAAUCACCGCGACAUUUCCGUGCAGAGCACGAGCAGCGCGCUGUUCCGUGCGCUCAAGUCGUUCGCCGCCAACCGUAACCUCAAGCGCUCCAUCUCGGUCGGUGUCAUUGGCUACCCCAACGUCGGCAAGUCGUCCGUCAUCAAUGCUCUGCUGAGCCGUCUCAGCGGCAACAACCGCACGCAGCGCAUGGCCUGCCCCGCUGGCGCCGAGGCAGGUGUCACCACGGCCAUCCGCACCGUCAAGAUCGACAACCACCUGAUGCUGCUCGACUCUCCCGGCAUCGUCUUCCCCUCGUCGUCAACCACGGCUGGCUCCGGUUUUGGCUCGGCCAUCAGCUCCAACGACGCUCCCAAGAACGCCGCCGACGUCCAGGCCAACCUGAUCCUUUUGAAUGCCGUGCCGCCCAAGAUGAUCGAGGACCCCAUCCCGGCCGUCACGCUACUAAUCAAGCGCCUGUCCGAGGCCACCUCGCUUCCCUCGGUGUCAACACCCACUCCCGAUGCCCGACUCAAGAAGCUGACAGACGUCUACGAUCUGCCGCCACUGAUGGCAAGCCGCGACACUGGUGACGUCACAACGGACUUCCUGGUCCAGGUAGCGCGCAAGCGCGGCCGGCUGGGCAAGGGCGGCGUGCCCAACCUGCACGCGGCUGCCAUGACGGUCAUCACAGACUGGCGCGACGGCCGUAUCCAGGGCUGGGUCGACCCGCCGAAGCACUCUGUGGCGGCUGCGGCUACGGCAGCGGCUCCUACGGCGUCGCAGCUUGAUGCCGACAUGGCCGACAGCACUGUGCCGGCAGCGAAGCCGGCGUCUGCUGCGUCCGGCGACCAGAAGACAAUUGUCACCGCCUGGGCAAAAGAGUUCAAGCUUGACGGCCUGUGGGGCGACGACAGCAAUGACACAACUGCCAACAGCGCCGAUGUCGACGCCAUGGAGGCAUAA